AUCGUAAGAAAUGACUGCGCGUUUAUGUUGUAGAAUUAUUUUAUGGUUAUCGCGUAGUAUCGAUGAUUGCUCAGGGUUAAAGGCAUUCUAGAUCCAUCACUGUCGAUGCACGAAACCGGUCAGUCAGCGCCUUAGCAGAUACAGAGAGAAUGUUUACUUCGUGGUAUUUAGAAAAAUCUGGUAUUACAAGUGAAAAUACACACAUUGCAUGAGCGAUUUUUUUAUAUAUAUUGAGAAUCCGCAAAAACAACAGAUUUAGCAAGGUCUUGUCAUCACGAUUAUGUUACGACAGCAGAAACGUGUACUUUUCCGAGUACUUCAAAUCACCGUCAGUCUUGGAAUUUUCUUCUUCGCACUAAAAUGUUGUCUCGUCGUUAUCGGAGAUGAGAGUGAGUCUCUCCUCGUUGCUAACGAGUUACAAAAGCUGCUGAUCGAGGCAGAGACAGAUAACACGUGGCGAGUUCUAAAUGUCGAUAGAGUGUGCAAAAAGUAUCAUUUAGGUUUCUAUCAAAAGUUUACCGAAGAUUUGCCGUUCAAACAUCCACCCGCACCGCAGUACGCCGCCUUCUACAUGGUUAGAGCGUACAACGUGUCAUAUUGCCCAGUGUAUAAAGCCGGCAGCACAACCUGGCUUUAUAAUCUUUGUUUAUUAAUGAACGUGUCUGAGAAGACAUUGAAUAGCGGCAAGAAGCAGUUAUCGAGCAUCGCUCGGCGAGCGAUACCGGAACUCGAAUAUCCCGAAGCUGAUCGGGUCUUGAACGCGAGCAAAAAGCUGUUGGUCGUGCGGCAUCCGUUCGAAAGAUUAUUGAGUGCCUAUCGCGACAAACUGGAGAAUUCAGUAGCUGGCCGCGAAUAUGGGACGCUCCAUUUUUAUCGAAAAUAUGGAGUUAAGAUCGUCCGAAAGUACCGCCGAAAAAAUUUUAAAAAACCACGACCGGAUCAGGUGAUUCGACGCAAAGGGAUGCUACUUCCGUCUGGCAUGGAACCGACCUUUCGAGAGUUCGUUGAUUACGUGAUCGACACUGACCUCGGAAAUUACGGUGACGAUCAUUGGAUGCCGUAUUAUCUCUUCUGCACGCCGUGCCUCGUUAAAUAUGACAUUAUUGCAAAAGUGGAAACAUUAUGGCGAGAUCAGGUGUACGCAAUCAACAAGUUAGGUCUGCAACACAAAAUUAAGCCCAGGUGGAGGCACAAUAAUGGUUACGUCAACGCCUUUCCAAUAUAUUUCAGUCAGUUAAAUAAAUCGACGGUGAGAAAGUUGUACGAGAAGUUGAAACUCGACUUCGAACUCUUUGACUACUCGCCGGAUAUUUAUUAUGACUACGCAACGUCCGUGGAUUAACAAGAACCGAUCGGUACACUAAUUACUGCAUGAAGUUGCAAUUUGCAAUAACUAUGGCUGCAUUCCGAGUUACGCAUAUGCGCGCAUUUAUCUAUAGUACACGUUACAUAUAAUGACUUUCACAUGCGAUAUGUGCUACAUUGGUAUGAGACAUCGUAUGUACCAAAAGUAGGUGCUUUAUACAUGAAAUUUAAAAAAACAAGCAAGGAAGAAAAAGAAGGGAAAAAUUUACGUUGAACCUGUAGACGCGCACACGUAAUCCCGAUAAUUGAUGGAGCUUAAAUCGUGUUACGUCACGCGACGAACUUUUGUCGACGAAAAUCGAUCGACCUACUUCUCACCAUACCCAAUAUAUAACGAGCUGACGGCUUUGUCCGAAAGUCAAGGGUCUUCUUCUGUAUGUCAUCGAAAACAGGACGAAGGAUAUUAUCUUGUUCUGACAGAAAUAUUCGCGAAUGUUUUUGAGCUAACUUUCACGAGCAACGCAAACAAUAGCAUGACUUCGCGAAACAUGGCUUCUUGACUUUUUCCAAUCCUGUGAUAUGACAAAGAGAUAAAUUCAACGAGAGAGAUUGCUACAUACACAAGCUUUACAACUCUGCGCAGCUCGUUUAGGUUUUUAUUUAAAUAAAUGCGUAUAUAAAUGUUUUCUGCAUUUCUAAUUUACCUAUUACACAUGUAAUUUCAGAAUAAAAAUUUAAUUUCAGAAUAAAAUAAUUUAAUUUCAAAAU
Molecule: messenger RNA, 2073 nt
Organism: Pseudomyrmex gracilis
Lineage: Eukaryota; Metazoa; Arthropoda; Insecta; Hymenoptera; Formicidae
Product: carbohydrate sulfotransferase 11-like
Exons: 5
Coding region: 281-1342 (353 amino acids)
Biological process (GO): carbohydrate biosynthetic process
Cellular component (GO): membrane
Molecular function (GO): sulfotransferase activity
Source: RefSeq, a predicted model, not a curated record